This is a messenger RNA of Zygosaccharomyces rouxii, 1110 nucleotides long. RefSeq names its product Tap42p (gene TAP42). The coding region runs from base 1 to 1110 and encodes 369 amino acids. Gene Ontology annotation, biological process: regulation of signal transduction; regulation of dephosphorylation. The record is from RefSeq and is a predicted model, not a curated record. Gene Ontology annotation, molecular function: protein phosphatase 2A binding. The transcript has a single exon. Gene Ontology annotation, cellular component: cytosol. Lineage: Eukaryota; Fungi; Ascomycota; Saccharomycetes; Saccharomycetales; Saccharomycetaceae.
AUGUCACUGAGUCAAGAGUACGAGUCGUUAUUGAGGACUUAUCGGGAUAAGAUCGAACAUUCUAGUCUAAGACAGGAUACGACUGAGUAUCAAAGUUUAGUUACAAAGACUAUUGAAAAACUGUUAUCAUUGAAAAACUCCAUCUAUGGUGAUCUAGCUCUGUUUAGUAGUAAUGAAACUGUUGAUGACAUCUCCACCAAGUCGUUAAAACUGUUAUCAAUCGAUUUCUAUCUGGCGUUAUUGUUCUCCAGAAAGCAGAUGGUUCAAUUAAAUGAUCCUCUGGCAAGACAGAAGAUGAAGUUGAAGUUCCUGGAGAAAACUGUUCAGCUGUUCAUGCAAUUUCUAACCACACUACAAGAUUACGAAAUUCUGGAUCCAUUUCUAUCUAAAAAGAUUGAUUCGCUAGAGGAUACAUAUAACCCAUCAUUACAGGAACUAUAUCAACAACCUGCCCACGGUGAAGAUUUAUCAGGAGCUCAAAAGAGAAGACAGCAGAAAAUUGAGAUGUUUCGCCAGAGUAAAACUAUAAACGAAAAACUGGAGUUUAUUGAGUCCAAAUACAAAUCCAAUGAAAUUAGUAGUGAUGAUGAUGAACAAAUGAGAAAACUCUAUAUUAAAAGACUACAGAGCCAUAGUUAUCAGGCUUUCAAUGAGAUGGAACAGAUUCUAUAUGAACUGGAAUUAUUGAGAAAUUUCACCAAAUCAGGAGGAGAUCCCACAGCUCAACAGCUGGAGCCACCUUCGGAAAGGAAUUCAGAUAGCGGUAAAGAUUCCUCUGGUUAUACUGAGAAAUUGGAACUGCUGAAUAAACCACUCCUCUCAAAACAAGGUAAAGUGUUGAGAAAUUUUACCCUCGUAGAUAAAAGGACACAACUCCAAAAUAAGGUGCGCGGUUAUGGUCAAUAUGGACCAACAAUGUCUGUGGAAGAACUCCUACAGAAGGAAUUUGAAGAAAAUAGAGUUCUUCAAGGUGGUGAAGAAGCUACCAAUGAAAAUGUUAAUGAAGAUGACUUGAAUUGGCAGGACCAGGAAACCUAUAAAGCUCGCCAAUGGGAUGAAUUUAAGGAAAGUGUAGCAAGAGGUAGCGGGAACACUAUGAACAGAGGUUGA